AUGGCGUCUCGCGGUCGAAUAAUUGGUAAUACUACUCGGAAAUCAAGAAGUGAUACAUCUGGUGAAAAAGUAGUUGCUCCAAUAAAAAUAAGAAUUAGUGCACGAAAGAAGAAGCGAAAUGAAGAUGAAGAUGACGAUACCAAUCAUGAUAGUGAUCAAGAAUUUGAACAUUUGCUGAAGGAGCAUGAAAAGCAACUUGAUGAAGAGGAAAAAGAGAAGGAAGAACGUAAGGCUAAAUUCUUAUUGCUCUAUGCUUUCUCUCUUUUAAAUAGAGAAAUUCAGACCGAUCAUCAGGAUUAUUGUGAAGUAUGCCAACAAGGUGGUGAAAUUAUUUUAUGUGACACUUGUCCUAAAGCUUACCAUAUGGUGUGCUUGGAUCCUGAUAUGGAGGAGGCACCUGAGGGAAGGUGGUCUUGCCCUAGCUGUGAAUCUGCUGGAAUCCAAUUCAAGGAAGAAGAUGAAGAAAAAAAAGGGACAAUAAAUAUGGAAUAUUGUCGUAUUUGCAAGGAAGGAGAUUAUUUGCUCUAUUGUACUACUUGCCCGAGCUCAUUUCAUGCAUAUUGCAUCAGUCCUCCUCUUACUGAAAUACCUGAGGCUGAAGGUUGGCACUGUCCUCGCUGUGAAGUACAAAUAUGUCAGGAGCCGAAAAAUCGGCCGGAAAAGGUUCUUUCUUGGAGAUGGAUUGAAAUUGAAUAUCCAGCGGCAAUGGCUGAAGAAGAAUUAAAGCCAUUGAAGCCUAUGAAACCUCGUCGAGAGCGGGAACUGUUCGUGAAAUGGAAAUAUAUGAGCUACUGGCAUUGUGAAUGGGUCAACGAAGUUGUACUUGAUGUCCAUUUUCCACAGUAUUUGCGUAUGUAUUGGCGGAAAAUGGAUCCUGAGACACCACCGGAAGUGGAUGAUGGUAGUAAAGAGAAGGAGGCUGAUCCUCAUAAUUUAGAAGAAAGGUUUUAUCGUUACGGUGUAAAACCAGAGUGGAUGCAGGUGCAUCGCAUAAUCAAUCAUGUACAGUAUGGCAAAACUCAGUUUGAUUAUUUGGUCAAAUGGAGAGAAUUAGUAUAUGAACAAGCAACUUGGGAGCGUGAUGAUUUUGAAAUUAUUGGCUAUGAGGAAGCUAUCAAUAAAUAUUGGCUCCACAGGGAGCGAAUGAAUGGGGACGUUAUUCCUAAGCACAUUGGCAAGAAAUUAAAUUUAAAAAAACAAGAUGAUAAUACUAUGGAAGAGGAUGAAGAAAGUAGGAGAAAAAAAAAGAAAGAAAAAGUGGAUUUGCGCAAAAAGUACGAAGUACAACCUGAUUUUAUCACGGAAACUGGUGGUAAAUUACAUGACUAUCAGUUAGAAGGUGUCAAUUGGCUCCGGCAUUGUUGGUCACAGGGAACAGAUGCUAUAUUAGCAGAUGAAAUGGGUCUCGGCAAGACAAUUCAGUCCAUGGUCUUUCUAUAUUCAUUGGUCAAGGAAGGUCAUACAAAAGGACCCUUCUUGGUGGCAGCUCCUUUAUCUACGUUGAUAAAUUGGGAACGAGAAGCUGAAUUUUGGUGUCCUGAUUUUUAUGUUGUGACUUAUGUUGGUGAUAAAGACAGCCGUACCGUCAUUAGAGAACAUGAAUUUUCUUUCAUCGAAGGAGCAGUCCGUGGAGGUCCGAAAGUAACGAGGAUGAAAACUGAUCAAGGAAUCAAAUUUCAUGUGCUUUUAACCUCUUAUGAACUCAUCAAUAUUGACAAAACCAUAUUAUCUUCGAUUGAUUGGGCAGGUCUUGUUGUUGAUGAAGCCCAUCGUCUUAAAAAUAAUCAGUCAUUGUUCUUUCGAACUUUGCGUGACUUUCGAAUUCAUUAUCGUUUAUUAUUAACUGGGACACCAUUGCAGAAUAAUUUAGAAGAGUUGUUUCAUUUGCUCAACUUUUUAUCUCCAGAUAGAUUUUAUGAUAUGGAUUCAUUUACCCAUGAAUUUGCUGAGAUAUCGAAAGAGGAUCAAAUUCAAAAACUACAUUCACUUCUUGGGCCCCAUAUGCUUAGGCGAUUAAAAUCGGAUGUCUUAUCUGGGAUGCCUUCUAAAAGUGAAUUAAUUGUUCGCGUUGAACUUUCGCCAAUGCAGAAGAAAUACUACAAAAACAUAUUAACUAGAAAUUUCGAAGCCUUGAACCCCAAAGGCGGUGGUACUCAAGUCUCAUUGCUCAAUAUUAUUAUGGAUCUCAAAAAAUGUUGUAAUCAUCCAUAUCUAUUUCCAAAAGCGAGUAUUGAAGCACCAAAGCAUAAAAAUGGGAUGUAUGAAGGAACUGCUUUAGUGAAAGCAUCAGGAAAAUUCAUCCUUUUGCAAAAAAUGCUGCGAAAAUUGAAAACCCAGGGUCAUCGAGUGUUAAUUUUUUCUCAGAUGACAAAGAUGUUAGAUGUUCUAGAAGAUUUUUGUGAAAAUGAGGGUUAUAAAUAUGAGCGAAUUGAUGGUUCAAUUACUGGUCAAGCACGACAGGAUGCUAUUGAUCGUUUUAAUGCACCAAAUGCUCAACAGUUUGUUUUUUUGCUUUCAACAAGAGCAGGAGGAUUAGGUAUAAAUCUCGCCACUGCCGACACUGUUAUUAUCUACGAUUCUGAUUGGAAUCCUCAUAAUGAUAUACAAGCCUUCAGUAGAGCACAUCGAAUUGGUCAACAAAGGAAAGUAUUAAUUUAUCGAUUUGUAACUAGGAAUUCAGUAGAAGAACGAAUUACUUCAGUGGCUAAAAAAAAAAUGCUAUUAACUCAUUUGGUAGUUCGUGCUGGAAUCGGCCAAAAAGGGCCGUCAAUGAGCAAAAGCGAGUUAGAUGAUGUACUUCGUUGGGGAACGGAGGAACUCUUCAAGGAGGAUGAAGCAUCAACAGAAACUGCGGAUGGAGAAAAAAAAGCAAAUGAACAAGAAAUUAUAUGGGAUGAUGAAGCGGUUGAUGCCUUGCUAGAUCGUGCCAGUGGUGAAGCGAAAAGUGAAGGUGAUGGUGAAAAGAAGGAACAUUGGACAAAUGAAUAUUUAUCAUCAUUUAAAGUAGCCCAGUACACUACUCGAGAAGCUGAUGAAGAAGAACCUGAUGAAGAGGAUGAUACAGAAGUUAUCAAAGAAGCUGCUCAAGAAGCUGACCCCGAUUAUUGGGAGAAACUACUGCGACAUCAUUAUGAACAAGAACAGGAAACUCAAGCUCAAAAAUUGGGAAAAGGGAAGCGUGUGAGAAAACAAGUCAAUUAUGCAUCGGAGAAUAUGCAACAGGACUGGCAGCAAAUGCAGUCGAAUAACGACGAUUUUUCGUCAUCAUACAGUGGUGAAAGUGGUCGUUCUGAUGGCGAAGAUAAAAAGAAGCGUCAUCGUGAUCGUAAUGACGAAAAGUUGCCGCCUUUGCUUGCACGUGUUAAUGGACAGCUUGAGGUACUUGGUUUUAAUCCGAGACAAAGGAGAGCAUUCUAUAAUGCGGUUAUGCGAUGGGGUAUGCCUCCUCAAGAUGCGUAUCAAUCUCAAUGGCUUGUGCGAGAUCUUAAGGGAAAGUCAGAACGCGCUUUCAAGGCAUAUACAUCAUUAUUUAUGCGUCAUCUUUGUGAGCCGGGUGCCGAUUCUCAAGAAUCUUUCAAUGAUGGAGUUCCCCGUGAAGGGUUAAAUAGACAACAUGUUCUCACUCGAAUCGGAAUCAUGUCGCUUAUUCGUAAAAAAGUUCAAGAAUUUGAAACAAGCAAUGGUGAAUGGUCGAUGCCUGAAAUACGAGACCGUGUUACACAAACUUCCAGCCGUUCAGCAACUCCAGCGACAACAAAGGACAUCACUCCAACACCAGAAUACGUUGGCCGAGUUUCUACUGAGAAUAUUCAUGAAAAGUCUGCAAACGAAGAAUUGGUGUCGAAGAAGUCUAGAUAUCCGCGACCACCAUUUAAAUUUAAUAUAGCAGAUGGUGGAUUCACUGAAUUACAUACAUUAUGGUUGAAUGAGGAAAAAGCUGCUGUUCCUGGUAAUGAAUAUGAAAUAUGGCACAGGAGACAUGAUUAUUGGCUUCUCGCUGGCAUUGUCAGUUAUGGCUAUGGUCGAUAUCAAGAUAUGCAGAAUGAUCCAAGGUUUUCCAUUAUCAAUGAACCAUUCCGUACGGAACAAGGAAAAGGAAAUUUCCUUGAAAUUAAGAAUAAAUUUCUUCAGCGUCGAUACAAGUUGCUGGAACAAGCACUCGUAAUCGAAGAGCAGCUUCGUCGUGCGGCAUACCUAAAUUUGACUCAGUCAAACGGUGAUGGAACACAACAGCUUAAUGAACGAUUUGCAGACAUAGAAUGCCUCGCAGAAAGUCAUCAGCAUCUUGCGAGAGAUAGCAUGCAAGGCAAUAAAAAUGCAAGCGCCGUACUUCAUAAGGUUUUGAACCAGUUGGAAGAAUUACUCUCAGAUAUGAAGUCAGAUGUUUCUAGAUUACCUGCUACUCUGGCUAAACUUAGGCCCGUCACUGAAAGAUUAGGCAUGAAUGAAAGAUCCAUAUUGAGUCGAUUGACAACUCGUGACACGGAAGCAGCUUCUGGACAGAGUCCACUUCCGCCUCCUGGACCGUUUGUAACACCAACUCUUGGCCAGCAAUUAUCGGGCAUUCAACCUAAAUUUGCGGCUUUAACCAAAAGUUCUGUUGCUGAAGCUGCUGCUGCUAAGCAGAAAGAGGAAAUGAAAGAGGAAACUACUGCCACAGCUAUAGCGGAAGGCGAUAUUCCUAUGGUAAUAUCAUGCGAAACGACUGGUGAAGGCCCAUAA
Messenger RNA from Dracunculus medinensis (Guinea worm), 4722 nucleotides. Lineage: Eukaryota; Metazoa; Nematoda; Chromadorea; Rhabditida; Dracunculidae. The record is from the annotation of a GenBank genome assembly.